Messenger RNA from Mangifera indica (mango), 851 nucleotides. RefSeq lists its product as uncharacterized. The record is from RefSeq and is a predicted model, not a curated record. The coding region runs from base 83 to 478 and encodes 131 amino acids. NCBI's taxonomy places the organism in Eukaryota, Viridiplantae, Streptophyta, Magnoliopsida, Sapindales, Anacardiaceae. The transcript has a single exon.
GUUUUCAGAUUCUCACCUAUAAAUCCCCUCUCCCAUUUCCCUUUUUUUGCUUAUUCUAAUUCCCAUCCUCUUCAUUUCUCCCAUGGCCGAAGAGUUACAGGAAUCCGAAGUCGUCUUCUCCGAUUACGAUGACCGAAACGAAGAGAUCAGCAACAACAACGGCUUCUUCACCGAGCAGCACUGCGGUGGACGGGUGGUUCGGAACAAGAAGCAGAAGCAGAAGAAAGUAACGUCGGCUUCUUCUCUUCCGAUUAAUAUUAACAUCCCGGAUAAUAUAUACCAGACGUUCGUUGAUAGAGAUGAUCAGUUUGAAGAGGAAAACGAAGGCGGAAGAGAAACCACAUUCACCCCGCCUCAUGUAAUCGUUGGCAGGAGAAUUCCAGGGAAAAUGGCGUUUUCUGUUUGUACGUUAAAAGGGAGAGAUUUGAGACGAGUUCGGAAUUCAAUUUUGAGAAUGACUGGUUUCCUGGAAGCAUGAACUGACCUCUGAUUCGGUGUGUUAUUAUUAGAGAAAUAAGAAUUCCUGGAAUACUGUAAUUCUUGUUAGUUUAUUGUAAAAGAAAAGCAAAGAAAUUAUUAGUUAAUGGCAGGCAAUCCGUGGAGGUUUUGACCUGCUUCUUCUUCUUCCUUGGCUUCAAGGUUACUCUUAGGAUGUUCAUAAUGUGAUUGAAGAUGGAUUCAAUUUCCAGAAAAAAAAAAAAAAAACCUACGGCGUUAUAGUUUAUGUCUUCACUUGGACAACAUCAAAAGCCGUUUUUGUCAACAAAGGGAUAAACUUCAGCCUCAGCAACUGUAAACAAUUAUAGUUUUUACAGAUAAAUAGAUACAAUCUCAAUUCUGUCCUCGUUGAA